UGUCGUCACUAGAGCAUGGAGGACAGAAGAUGAACACUACGGAGACUGCUGUCUACAGACUUUCUCUAACAUCUCUGAGCCCCUAGUCUUUAGGUAGGUAUUUUUGUUCAAUUUUUCUUAUGUACAAUCUUUUGAAUUGAUCUAUUCAACCUUUAUUUAGCCAAGUUUGUCACUGAGAUAUGUCAUUGUUAAGUUGUCUAGUGGCUGUGUGGAGUUAGCUAGCAACAGCAACCUUCAGUCAAAUAAAAUAAAAUGUUAUUUGUCACAUGCGCCGACUAACACAGCUGAAGACCUUACCGUGAAAUGCUUACUUACAAGCCCCUAACCAACAAUUCAGUUCAAGAAAUAGAGUUAAGAAAAUAUUUACUAAAUAAACGAAUGUCAAAAAUAAUAAAAAGUAACACAAUAAAAUGACAUUAACAAGGCUAUAUACAAGGGGUACUGGUACCGAGUCAAUGUGCAGGUUAGUCAAGGUAAUUUGUAGGUAGGGGUAAAGUGACUAUGCAUAGAUAAUAAACAGUGAGUAGCAGCAGUGUAAAACCAAAGGGGGGGGGGGGGGGGGGGGGGGUAAAUGUAAAUAGUCCGGGUGGCCAUUUUAUUAAUUGUUCAGCAGUCUUAUGGCUUGGGGGUAGAAGCUGUUAAGGAGCCUUUUGGACCUAGACUUGGCGCUCCGGUACCGCUUGCCGUACGGUAGCAGAGUCUAUGACUUGGGUGACUGGAGUCUUUGGCAAUUUUUUGGGCAAUGCUCUGACACCACCUAGUAUAUACAGUAGGUCCUGGAUGGCAGGAAGCUUGGCCCCAGUGAUGUACUGGGCCAUACGCACUACCCUCUGUAGCGCCUUACAGUCGGAUGCCGAGCAGUUGCCAUACCAGGUGGUGAUGCAACCAGUCAGGAUGCUCUCGUUGGUGCAUCUGUAUAACUUUUUGAGGAUCUGGGGACCCAUGCCAAAUCUUUCCAGUCUCCUGAGAGUGAAAAGGUGUUCUCUUGCCCUCUUCACGACUGGCUUGGUGUGUUUGAACCAUAAUAGUUUGUUGGUGAUGUGGACACCAAGGAGCAUGAAACUCUCGACCCGCUCCACUACAGCCCCGUCGAUGUGAAUGGGGGCGUGUUCGGCCCUCCUUUUCCUGUAGUCCACGAUCAGCUCCUUUGUCUUGCCUACCACUGUUGUGUCAUCAUCAAACUUAAUGAUGGUGUUGGAGUCGUGCUUGGCCACGCAGUCGUGGUUUAACAGGGAGUACAGGAGGGGACUAAGCACGCAAUCCUGAGGGGCUCCCCUGUUGAGGAUCAGUGUGGCAGAUGUGUUGUUGCCUACCCUUAACACCUGGGGGCGUCCCGUCAGGAAGUUCAGGAUCCAGUUGCAGAGGGAGGUGUUUAGUCCCAGGGUCCUUAGCUUAGUGAUGAGCUUUGUGGGCACUAUGGUGUUGACCGCUGAGCUGUAGUCAAUGAACAGCAUUCUCACAUAGGUGUUCCUUUUUUCCAGGUGUGAAAGGGCAGUGUAGAGUGCGAUUGAGAUUGCGUCAUCUGUGGAUCUGUUGGGGCGGUAUGCGAAUUGGAAUGGGUCUAGGGUUUCCGGGAUGAUGGUGUUGAUGUGAGCCAUGACCAGCCUUUCAAAGCACUUCAUGGCUACUGACGUGAGUGCUACAGGGCUGUAGUCAUUUAGGCAGGUUACCUUCACUUUCUUGGGCACAGGGACUAUGGUGGUCUGCUUGAAACAUCUAGGUAUUACAGACAAACAUCAACCUAUUACAGUGAAGACACUUGCCAGUUGGUCCGCGCAUGCUCUGAGUACACUUCCUGGUAAUCCGUCUGGCCCCGCAGCGUUGUGAAUGUUGACCUGUUUAAAGGUCUUGCUCACAUCGGCUACGGAGAGCGUGAUCACACUGUCGUCCGGAACAGCUGGUGCUCUCAUGCAUGCUUCAGUGUUGCUUGCCUCAAAGCGUGCUAAAAGGCAUUUAGCUCGUCCGGUAGGCUUGCGUCACUGGGCAGCUUGCAGCUGUGUUUCCCUUUAUAGUCUGUAAUAGUUUGCAAGCCCUGCCACAUCCGACGAGUGUCAGAGCCUGUGUAGUAGGAUUACAUUUUAGUCCUGUAUUGACACUUUGCCUGUUUGAUAGUUCGUCUGAGUGCAUAGCAGGAUUUCUUAUUAGCGUCCGGAUUAGUGUCCCGCUCCUUGAAAGCAGCAGCUCUAGCCUUUAGCUCGAGCGGAUGUUGCCUAUAAUCCACGGCUUCUGGUUGGGAUAUUUACGUACGGUCGCUGUUGGGACGAUGUCGUCGAUGCACUUAUUGAUGAAGCCGGUGACUGAGGUGGUAUACUCCUCAAUGCCAUUGGAUGAAUCCCGGAACAUAUUCCAGUCUGUGCUAGCAAAACAGUCCUGUAGCGUAGCAUCUGUAUCAUCUGACCACUUCCGUAUUGAGCGAGUCACUAGUACUUCCUGCUUUAGUUUUUGCUUGUAAGCAGGAAUCAGGAGGAUAAAAUUAUGGUCAGAUUUGCCAAACGGAGGGCGAGGUAGAUCUUUGCAUGUGUCUCUGUGUGUGGAGUAAAGGUGGUCUAGAUUUUUUUCUAGUCUGGUUGCAUAUGUGACAUGCUGGUAGAAAUGAGGUAAAAUGGAUUUAAGUUUCCCUGCAUGAAAGUCCCCGGCUCGUUGAGUGCUGUCUUAGUGCCAGCAUCAGUUUGUAGUGGUAAGUUGACGGCUACGAAUAAUAUAGAUGAAAACUAUCUUGGUUGAUAGUGUGGUCUACAGCACAUCAUGAGGUCAAUGUUCAUCAAUGUCUUAGUUUGGAUAGUUUUCAUGGAUUUCAGGACAAGCACAGGAGAAUAGGAUCUCAUCCCUAACCUUUCCUGGUGUGACACUAACCCUAUAAUAAUUUGGGGGAUGCUUCUAUUUGUCCUGUAACGGAAAUGCAUUUAUUGCUCGAGUGGCGCAGUGGUCUAAGGCACUGCAUCGCAGUGCUAGCUGUGCCACUAGUGAUCCUGGUUUGAGUCCAGGCUCUGUCCCAGCCGGUCGCGACCGGGAGACCCAUGGGCGGCGCACAAUUGGUCCAGCGUCGUCCAAGGUAGGGGAGGGUUUGGCCGGCAGGGAUGUGGGUUUGUUUCCCAUGGGGGGCCAGUAUAAUAAAAAAUAAAAGGGGGCACAUCAACAGCUUUUUUCGCUUUGUCAGCACUAGGACUCGAACCAACAGCAUUUUAGUUACUGGCCCAACACUCUAACCUCAAGGCUACCUGCCACCCCUGCUACCUGGGCACACUCUGGCUGAACCCUAACCCUAGCCACAACUCCAACCUUAAUCCUACCUUUCCCUGGUCUGACCCCAGGUCAGCAUGGUGACUCUGAAACAGAGUGUGGAGGACCCAGAUGACUGCAGCUCUCCUCUGCUGCCUGACGUUGACUUCACUGAGAUAACACCUGUUACAGUUACACACAGGAGACCUAGACCUGACACCAGGGAAAUGCUACUCAGCAGGUAUGGUUCUCUCUGUGUGUGUGUGUGUGUGUGUGUGUGUGUGUGUGUGUGUGUGUGUGUGUGUGUGUGUGUGUGUGUGUGUGUGUGUGUGUGUGUGUGUGUGUGUGUGUGUGUGUGUGUGUGUGUGUGUGUGUGUGUGUGUUUUUGUCAUUCACGUAUAUCCUUUCUAUUCCAGGACUAACAACCUAGCUUUGAGUCUGGUGCUGCUGGUAGGAUGCUACUCUGCUGUCCUGGUCCCUGCUCUUAUACCUUCAGACCCUCUGUCAGGGGCUAACGACAGCCAACACACUGACAUGGUACUAAACACACACAAAUGCAUAUGAAUACAUGUAUUUGGUGGUUGUGUGUAUUAAACUGCUCUCUUGUAAUGAACUGAUUUCUCUUACUCUAGUCUGUGCUGUAGGUCUUACAAAACUCCCCCCUCUUCUCUCUCCUCCAGGUCAUACUAAACCGCUCUGCCUCCCUGCUUGUGCAGCCCUGCCAGCCAGGCCGGUGUGUGUCUCGUCUCCUCUCCCUGGACUCCUCCUCAGACCUCCAGGACAUCCCUGUGUUCCUCCAGCAGGGGGUAGCAGCAGACAGGCCUAUUCCCUGGGACCUGCCUCCUCCUCUGGGCCUCCAUGGCUGUGACGAGAGUGUGGCUAGGGCCCUGGCCUCUCUAACCCACCCCGGCCUGCCCCCAUACCUGGAGGGGAGAGGUGAGAGUGGGUGCUGUAGGAGGUGUGUUGUGGUGGGUAGCGGAGGGGUGCUACAUGGCAGCAACCUGGGAUCCCAUAUCGACCAGUAUGAUGUCAUCAUCAGGUGAGUGACCAAUCAAACAAACAAUCAAUGUAAUUGUAAAAGAAGCACAAUUUUUAAAAAUCAGAUAAUAUUUUCCAGGACCCCCUACUGUAUCACCUAGACGACAAUCUGUUUCUGAUAUUACAACCAAUCCCAUUUUUAGUUUUCCAGACGGCUAAAGUAAAUACAUCAAAGCAACCAAACUAACCUCUACAACUUCCUGGUAACUAAGGGGAUAUACUGGAUUUGAUUUUGAUUGUCUGAAGCUGUGUUUUCCUUCCUCUCCUCUCUUGCCUCCUUCCCCUCCUCUUUCUCCUUCCCCUUCACACUCCUCUCUGUCCUCUCAGGAUGAACAACGCCCCAGUGUCAGGGUUUGAGAGGGACGCAGGCUCCAGGACCACCGUCCGUCUGAUGUACCCAGAGGGAGCUCCCCUUUCCUCCAGCGAGUACAGACACACCUCCUUGGUUACACUGGUGGUCUUCAAGUGCCUGGACCUGGACUGGCUCACCUCCAUCAUCACCAAACAGCCUCUGGUGGGAAUGUGUUUACUAACUGUUUGUUUUCCUGUUUGUCUGUUUGUUUCCCUGUCAGAGACACAGUGGCUUGAGGAGUUUUAGUGCAGUUUUGCAGACAGAAAAUGACUUCCAGAGUAGCUUCUCUACGUUCUGCUGUCCAUGGACAGGGUUGGGUAGGUUACUUUCCGUUACAGUUACUACUUACCUGUCCAAGAUUUUUAUCAGUAACGUAACAUUUGGAUUACCCAAACAUAAUCUGAAUAUUUUCAGUUACUGCAUUUGGUAUGCUAUCAUAGUGGUCUCUGACAUGUUGUCAGACUCGCUUAGGUGAAACAAACCUAAAGGUCAACUGCACUUCCAGAUUUGGCCUUGUUUUUCAUCAAUGGUCAUUAAGAAAUGCUAGUGGCCAUGAGUUGGGGGUGUGGUUUGAUGUGGGUGUUUGUUGGGUGUGUCUUUGCCAUUCAAUCAAAACCUACAAGGACAGUAGCUAGCCAGUUCGAGUUUAAACAUUAUUUAAUGAAAGCUGCCAACAUGCAUCAAACAUGUCAGGUUUGCUUGAUUAUGAGCUAGCUAGCUAGCUAAUGUUAGCUAGCAGGGAUCAAAGCUGUCUUCAGGUUCAACGUUAGCUAUGCAAAUCUUCCUCUCACGUUAUACGUUAAGGAGAGGCUAUGUAUUUAGCUAGUUACAUCAAAGUAUCAUAGCCUAGUAUCCUAGUGGCAUAGCCUACCAAAGAAUGACAUGUAGCUAGCUAGCCCUUGAUCGUGACUCUCAGUUCCAUUACAUUACACAUAAGAUUCAUUGGACGAAGGCAUUUUCUGUAGGGGGAGUUUUGUUAAGAGCCCCGAUGCUCAAUCUGAACAUUGCUUGUGGUACGGUUUUGGAAGCAUAAGGUCCUUAUUUUUCAUAUCAGCAAGAAAUAAUUUUCAAAAAACAAAAGGUUAAAUUGAUACUCACCUUGAUAGGGUUAGUGUUCCCACACGGCCAUAUCUCCAGGUUACAGCGCUUGUUUACGGAUGACAAGAGGGUACCAUUAUGCAAAUUAGCUAUCUAGUAUGCUCCGCACAAAUAUGUGUAAGUGUAACUUGGGAAGUGUAGCAGAAGUGUAGUUUUGUCAGAUGGAGGCACCCAUAGCAGUAUGGAUCUGUGCAAAACUGCUACAGUAAGUGUAUUCUUUUUAUUUGAAAGAUUCUUUCUCACUGAUGAAAGAGAAGGGCCAUAUGUUUUGAAAGCCGUAUCUCAAGCAAUGAUUAUUGAUGUUUCUAAACGUUUAAACACAGCAACGGGAUUGUAGUUCACAUGAGGCAGUCGUAGGCGAAGCUAAUGUCUGAGAACUGUAGGGAGAAUGCAGAAUGCCGCCUAAAGUUUUCGAGAGCUAGCUAGCUAUAAACAAAAUGUAGCUACUUACCAAUAACACACCAGUCUCAGGUUUGACGGUUGACACCCCAAGUAGAAGCUAGUCAGAUUUAAUCCAUAUCCUGGCCAUCUGCCGAAGAUUGUUGAACAACUUUAUGGAAGCCCAUUUUCACUAGAGUAGAUAUUUCCUGAGCAAGGGCAAGUACUUAACACUGUCUGGGGAAGACUUUCCAGUGGGCGAGUUCGUUUUGCUUGACCCGGUGCCACGGGUGGGUGGGGUUUACUCAUUUUCAACCAUUCCAUUGGUCCUCUAAGGAGAGAUCUGCCCCCGCCUUUGCUGAGAUCCGGUUUUCAGGGGAAAUGGAAAUAUAGCCUGUGAAUCAACUUCCGCUUUUGGACGUUAACAAGGCGGCACUCCAUCUUAAAUCCUCCUCCACAUUUACUGGAUUGGUUGAAAAGUGCAAAAGUAAUUUUUCUUCUUGUCAAGACCAGUAUGUAGGGGAUCUAGUUUCAGGAAUUUCUUUAUUUUACACCUACUAGGUUACCACCCGGGCCAUGCAAAGCCAAAUUCUUCAGUCUCCUGAGGGGGAAUAGGCUUUGUCGUGCCCUCUUCAUGACUGUCUUGGUGUGUUUGGACCAUGAUAGUUUGUUGGUGCUCUCAACCUGUUCCACUACAGCCCCGUCGAUGAGAAUGGGGGCGUGCUCAGUCCUCUUCUUUUUCCUGUAGUCCACAAUCAUCUCCUUUGUCUUGAUCACAUUGAGGGAGAGGUUGUUAUCCUGGCAUCACACGGCCAGGUCUCUGACCUCCUCCCUAUAGGCUGUCUCAUCGAUGUCGGUGAUCAGGCCUACCACUGUUGUGUCGUCUGCAAACUUAAUGAUGGUGUUGGAGUGCUGCCUGGCCAUGCAGUCAUGGGUGUACAGGGAGUACAGGAGGGGACUGAGCAUGCACCCCUGAGGGGCCCCCUUGUUGAGGAUCAGUGUGGCAGAUGUGUUGUUACCUACCCUUACCACCUGGGGGCGGCCCGUCAGGAAGUCCAGGAUCCAGGGAGGUGUUUAGUCCCAGGGUUCUUAGCUUAGUGAUGAGCUUUGAGGGCACUAUGGUGUUUAACGCUGAGCUGUAGUCAAUGAAUAGCAUUCUCACGUAGGUGUUCCUCUUGUCCAGGUGGGAAAGGGCAGUGUGGAGUGCAAUAGAGAUUGCAUCAUCUGUGGAUCUGUUGGGGCGGUAUGCAAAUUGAAGUGGGUCUAGGGUUUCUGGGAUAAUGGUGUUGAUGUGAGCCAUGACCAGCCUUUCAAAGCACUUCAUGGCUACAGACGUGAGUGCUACGGGUCGGUAGUCAUUUAGGCAGGUUAUCUUAGUGUUCUUGGGCACAGGGACUAUGGUGGUCUGCUUGAAACAUGUUGGUAUUACAGACUCAGUCAGGAACAUGUUGAGAAUGUCGGUGAAGACACUUGCUAGUUGGUCAGCGCAUGCUCGGAGUAUGCGUCCUGGUAAUCCGUCUGGCCCUGCGGCCUUGUGAAUGUUGACCUGCUUAAAAGUCUUAUUCACAUCGGCUACGGAGAGCGUGAUCACAUAGUCAUCCGGAACAGCUGAUGCUUUCAUGCAUGCUUCAGUGUUGCUUGCCUCGAAGCGAGCAUAGAAGUGAUUUAGCUCAUCUGGUAGGCUUGUGUCACUGGGCAGCUCGCGGCUGUGCUUCCCUUUGUAGUCUGUAAUAGUUUGCAAGCCCUGCCACAUCCGACGAGCGUCGGAGCCGGUGUAGUACGAUUCAAUCUUAGUCCUUUAUUGACUCUUUGCCUGUUUGAUGGUUAGUCGGAGGGCAUAGUGGAAUUUCCGGGUUAGAGUCCCGCUCCUUGAAAGCGGAAGCUUUACCCUUUAGCUCAGUGCGGAUGUUGCCUGUAAUCCAUGGCUUCUGCUUGGGGUAUGUACAAGGCACCCCGACCUACGUCCACGAUAUCUCUGUCUCUUUCUCAUGCGAAUGACAGGGAUUUGGGCCUUGUCGGUUGUCUGUAGAAUAUCCUUCGCGUCCGACUCAUUGAAGAAAAAAAUAUUCGUCCAAUACGAGGUGAGUAAUCGCUGUCCUGAAAUCCAUAAGCUCGUUUUGGUCAUAAGAGACGGUGGCAGAAACAUUAUGUACAGAAUAAAUUACUAAUAACGUGAAAAAACAUAGAUGCACUUAUUGACGAAGCCAGUGACUGAUGUGGUGUACUCCUCAAUGCCAUCGGAAGAAUCUCGGAACAUAUUCCAGUCUGUGCUAGCAAAACAGUCCUGUAGCUUAGCAUCUGCGUCAUCUGACCACUUCCUUUUUAACCAAGUCACUGGUGCUUCCUGCUUUAGUUUUUGCUUAUAAGCAGGAAUCAGGAGGAUAGAAUUAUGGUCAGAUAUGCCAAAUAGAGGGCAAGGGAGAGCUUUGUACGCAUCUCUGUGUGUGGAGUAAAGGUGGUCUAGUGUUUUUUUCCCUCUGGUUGCACAUGUAACAUGCUGGUAGAAAUUAGGUAGAACGGAUUUAAGUUUCCCUGCAUUAAAGUCCCCGGCCACUAGGAGCGCUGCCUCUGGAUGACCGUUUUCCUGUUUGCUUAUGGCCUUGUACAGCUCAUUGAGUGCAGUCUUAGUGCCAGCAUCGGUUUGUGAUGGUAAAUAGACAGCCAAGAAAAAUAUAGAUGAAAACUCUCUUUGUAAAUAGUGUGAUCUACAGCUUAUCAUGAGAUACUCUACCUCAGGCGAGCAAAGCCUUGAGACUUCCUUAGUAUUAGAUUUCGUGCACCAGCUUUUGUUUACAAAUAUACACAGACCGCCAUCCCUUGUCUUACUGGAGUCAGCCGCUCUAUCCUGCCGAUGUAGCAUAUAUCCCGCAAGCUGUAUGUUAUCCAUGUCGUCGUUCAGCCACAACUCGGUGAAACAUAAGAUAUUACAGUUUUUAAUGUCCCAUUGGUAGGAUAUCCGUGAUCGUAGGUCGUCUGUUUUGUUUUCAAAUGAUUGUACGUUGGCUAAUAGGACUGAUGGUAGAUGCAGAGUACUCGCUUGCCGUCGGAUCCUUACAAGGCACCCUCACCUACGUCCACAAUAUCUCUGUCUCUUUCUCAUGCGAAUGACGAGGAUUUGGGCCUUGUCGGGUGUCUGUAGAAUAUCCUUCACGUCCGACUCAUUGAAGAAAAAAUCUUUGUCCAAUUUGAGGUGAGUAAUCGCUGUCCUGAUAUCAAGUAGCUCUUUUUAGUCAUAAGAGAUGGUGGCAGAAACAUUAUGUACAGAAUAAAUGACAAAUAACGUGAAAAAACACACAUGAUAGCACAAUUGGUUAGGGGGCCGUAAAACCACACCUGUGUUAAUUGUAAUCCAAACCCAAUGUCACGUUCGUUCAUAGACGGGUCAGACCAAGGCGCAGCGUGAUAUGCAUACAUGUUUAUUUUAAACGUAAUAAACAACGUCAAAACAAUAAACCAACGAAGCGUGACGUCCAAAGGUAACACACAACAAACCUCACACGGAACAAGAUCCCGCUAGUGCCAAUAGGCUGCCUAAGUAUGGUCCCCAAUCAGAGACAACGAGCGACAGCUGCCUCUGAUUGGGAACCACACCGGCCAACAUAGAUCUAGACAUACUAGAUCCUAUAACAUAGAACAGGCACAACAAGGAAUAUACACACCCUGACUCAACGUUUAAGCGUCCCCUGAGUCAGGGCGUGACAGUACCCCCCCCCAAAGGUGCGGACUCCGACCGCAAAACAUAAACAUAACAGGGUAGGGGCAGGGUGGGCAUUCCGGCUCGGGGCGUGACGACCUCUCACUCUUCGCCUCCCUGUUGCGCCCCUGGUCUGGUCUAGACCUAGGCGCAUUGCUUCCCCUCUCCUUCCUCCCACGAUACGCCAGGCCCAGUCUGGACCCUGGUGUGGGAGACCCAGAAACCUGGAGAGGGGCUGACGUCAUGGUCUGGACUGGAGCCGCUGACCGGAGCUGGACUAGGCACCGGUGGAGCGGACUGCUCUGGCUCCGGAGUGGAGCCGCUGACCGGAGCUGGAUCAGGCACCGGUGGAGCGGACUGCUCUGGCUCCGAAGUGGAGCCGUUGACCGGAGCUGGACUCGACCCCGGUGGAGCGGACUGCUCUGGCUCCGGAGUGGCGCAGCUGACCGGAGCUGGAUCAGGCACCGGCGGAGCGGACUGCUCUGGCUCCGGAGUGGAACAGCUGACCGGAACUGGAUCAGGCACCGGUGGAGCGGACUGCUCUGGCUCCGGAGUGGAGCAGCUGACCGGUGCCGGACCACGCACCGGUGGAACGGGCACGGGCCGUGCCGGACUGGACAAACGCACCACUGGUCUGGUGCGAGGAGCAGGAACAGGCCGGGCCGGGCUGGCGACGCGCACCACUGUCUUGGUGCGAGGAGCAGGAACAGGCCGGGCCGGGCUGGCGAUGCGCACCACUGGCUUGGUGCGAGGAGCAGGAACAGGCCGGGCCGGGCUGGCGACGCGCACCACUGGCUUGGUGCGAGGAGCAGGAACAGGCCGAGCUGGCGACGCGCACCACUGGCUUGGUGCGAGGAGCAGGAACAGGCCGGGCCGGACUGGCGACGCGCACCACUGGCUUGGUGCGAGGAGUAGGAACAGGCCGGACCGGCUGGCGACGCGCACCACUGGCUUGGUGCGAGGAGCAGGAACGGGCCAGACCGGGCUGGCGACGCGCACCACUGUCUUGGUGCGAGGAGCAGGAACUGGCCGGACCGGGCUGGUGACACGCACCACUGGCUUGGUGCGGGGAGCAGGAAUGGGCCGGACCGGACCGGACUGGCGACACGCACCACUUCCUUGGUGCGAGGAGCAGGACUGGGUUCCUUUAUUAACCCCCGCUCCUUCUGCUGCCUAACCAGCUCCUCUCGCCGUGCCUCUACCUUUUCCUUCUCCCUUUUAGCUUCCUGUAGCGCCUCCCUCUGACCGAAUAACUCCUGCUCCCUCUGAACCAAUAGCACUUGGUGGCCUCCUCUCCUAAUCUGCAGAUCUGCCCUGUCGCGGCCUCCUUCUGCCUCGUCGUCCACACCGUGUGCCCCCCCAAUUUUUUUUAUUGGGGUUGCCUCUCGGGUCUCUGUCGUCGGCACUCCUCUUCCCGUGAGGACUCCUCCGGGAGCCCCCACGAGUUAGGGAACAGAAACUCGUUGUCGUCGUCAUCCUCCGACUCCUCAGUAUAAUACUGUUCCCACUCCUCUUCCCAUGGUCGUGGGGACCCAAUCUGGAAACCAACCGGGUGCAGUGGUCGGGGCUCUUCUCUCUCGCUCCCCGACCACCCCUUUAGCCCCCAAACAUUUUUUGUCCAGGGUGUUCGGUCCUCCUGGGCACGCUGCUUGGUUCGUGUUUGGUGGGAUCUUCUGUCACGUUCGUUCAUAGACGGGUCAGACCAAGGCGCAGCGUGAUAUGCAUACAUGUUUAUUUUAAACUUAAUAAACAACGACAAAACAAUAAACCAACGAAACGUGAUGUCCAAAGGUAACACACAACAAACCUCACACGGAACAAGAUCCCACAACCCACUAGUGCCAAUAGGCUGCCUAAGUAUGGUCACCAAUCAGAGAAAACGAGCGACAGCUGCCUCUGAUUGGGAACCACACCGGCCAACAUAGAUCUAGACAUACUAGAUCCAAUAACAUAGAACAGGCACAACAAGGAAUAUACACACCCUGACUCAACAUAUAAGCGUCCCCUGAGUCAGGACGUGACGCCCAACUUUCAUUUAUCUGUUGUGAUGCACUAGGGUUCCAAACUCUGUUUUUGACGAGACUGACUUUAUGACCAAAAUUAUCCUAUUUGCACUUUGCAGUCAAUUUGGACACUAGAAUAAAUGUUUUUGACUUAUAUCGAUGCCACAUAGGCCAUUUUCAAAGGGAUUAGUUGGUUUUUAGGGACAGUCGUUCUUUAAACUUGCACCAUUUUUAAAUGCUGAAUUUAAUGUUAUUGAGAAAACAGAAAGGUGUCAUAAUGUAUUUUUUCCCCGGAAACAUCCUUUCUGAAUUAAAAAGUAAUCCAAGAAGUAAUAAUCUAGUUUUUCAAAAGUAUCUGUAAUCUGAUUACAAUAUUUUUGUAACUGAUUAAAUGUUUUCAGUUACUCCCCAACCCUGUCUAUGUUUGUGUUCUAGAGCUGUUUCCGAACUGGUUCUGCUUCCUGUGGUUGUGUUGUCUAGAGCUGGUGGUCCAAGCUGUGGUUCUGGAGAGACGUGGUGGAGAACAUUCCUCUGAAGCCGGAGAACAUCCAGAUACUCAACCCAGAGAUCAUGCACAAAACGGGCCUGGCACUGCAGAGAUACACGCAGCAACAGAGGAAGGUUAGUACUACUGAUACACGUAGCAACAGAGGAAGGUUAGUACUACUGAUACACACAGCAACAGAGGAAGGUUAGUACUACUGAUACACGUAGCAACAGAGGAAGGUUAGUACUACUGAUACACACAGCAACAGAGGAAGGUUAGUACUACUGAUACACGUAGCGACAGAGGAAGGUUAGUACUACUGAUACACACAGCAACAGAGGAAGGUUAGUACUACUGAUACACAUAGCAACAGAGGAAGGUUAGUACUACUGAUACACGUAGCAACAGAGGAAGAUUAGUACUACUGAUACACACAGCAACAGAGGAAGGUUAGUACUACUGAUACACACAGCAACAGAGGAAGGUUAGUACUACUGAUACACGUAGCAACAGAGGAAGGUUAGUACUACUGAUACACGUAGCAACAGAGGAAGGUUAGUACUACUGAUACACGUAGCAACAGAGGAAGGUUAGUACUACUGAUACACACAGCAACAGAGGAAGGUUAGUACUACUGAUACACGUAGCAACAGAGGAAGGUUAGUACUACUGAUACACGUAGCAACAGAGGAAGGUUAGUACUACUGAUACACACAGCAACAGAGGAAGGUUAGUACUACUGAUACACGCAGCAACAGAGGAAGGUUAGUACUACUGAUACACACAGCAACAGAGGAAGGUUAGUACUACUGAUACACGUAGCAACAGAGGAAGGUUAGUAAUACUGAUACACACAGCAACAGAUGGUUAGUACAGAAGUACUACUGAUACACACAGCAACAUAAUACUUUUAAAGGACAUACAGGUAACUGACAAAAUAAUGGAAACACUUGAGUAAAUGAGGGAUACAAAGUAUAUUGAAAGCAGGUACUUCACACAGGUGUGGUUCCUGAGUUAAUUAAGCAAUUAGCAUCCCAUCAUGCUUAGGGUCAUGUGUAAAAACGCUGGGCAGGCCAUUGUUUUUCCAUUAUUUUGGCUACCAUGGCUAUGCCUCUAUAAGAUGACAAUGAAUGGUUUGAUUAGCAUGACAAUGAUGUAAACCAUAUGCCAUGACCAUCUCAGUCACCAGAUCUCAACCCAAUUGAACACUUAUGGGAGAUUCUGGAGCGGCGCCUGAGACAGCGUUUUAACACCAAAUUAUGGAAUUUCUCAUGGAAUAGAGUCCCUCCAAUAGAGUUCCAGACACUUGUAGAAUCUAUGCCAAGGUGCAUUGAAUCUGUUAUGGCUCGUGGUGGCCCAACGCCCUAUUAAGACACUUUAUGUUGGUGUUUCCUUUAUUUUGGCAGUUACCUGCAAAUGCAUACCCAAUGGAUGAAUGCUGCAAUAAUUGAAUGGCUCUCUCUAUAUGGUUUGCUUUAACCCUUGGGUGGAAAUGUUUCUUCUUAGAUUGGUGUCGUCUGAACACGAGUUGGCCUUAAUAAACACUUAUUUACCAUCCUGUCUUCUCUCUCUAGUUGAUUCCUACGAUAGGUGCCAGUGCGGUGGUGAUGGCCCUACAGCUGUGUGAUGAGGUGAGCCUGGCAGGGUUUGGUUAUGACCUGCAGCAUCCCAGUGCCAGACUGCACUACUACGAGAGACUAUGUAUGGACGCCAUGAUGGCCCAGGUACACUAAAUAGGAGCAGUGGAGAGCGAGAACGGCAAACACUGAUUGUUUGCUGUUCCCAUAAAACGUUUGUUAGCUUGUGCUACUUGUAAGGUCCAGGUCAGAGAAGCACUUUUUAAUUAUAUAUAUUUUUCUAAUGAAAGUCUCUAAGUAUCUUCCUGUAUUGAUUGUCUUUGUCCAGGUGGUACAUGAUGUGAGCGCUGAGAAACUCUUCCUCAGAGAGCUAUUGGCUGCAGGCGUCUUGACUGACCUCACAGGGGCACUGUGACAGAGAGACAGUACCAGGGAUGGACCCAGUUCUAGCAGUUGUGGUUGGUAUGUUAACUGCCUAGCUCAAGGGCAGAACGGCAGAUUUUUCCACCUUGCCGGCUCGGGGAUUCGAACCAGUGACCUUUCUUAGCAACCCCUGGUCCCUACUAUGAUGAUUCAACCAAUCAAGGCUUAGUUGAAGAAUGUACUAUUAUUAUUAUUAUUAUUUACUAUAUUACGCACUAUAAAAAUGUAUGCACACAUUACUGUAAGUCGCUUUGGAUAAAA
Molecule: messenger RNA, 14530 nt
Organism: Coregonus sp. 'balchen'
Lineage: Eukaryota; Metazoa; Chordata; Actinopteri; Salmoniformes; Salmonidae
Source: the annotation of a GenBank genome assembly